This is a messenger RNA of Amblyraja radiata (thorny skate), 4955 nucleotides long. RefSeq names its product neutral cholesterol ester hydrolase 1. Gene Ontology annotation, cellular component: membrane. The record is from RefSeq and is a predicted model, not a curated record. Gene Ontology annotation, molecular function: carboxylic ester hydrolase activity. The transcript is spliced from 5 exons. The coding region runs from base 77 to 1330 and encodes 417 amino acids. NCBI's taxonomy places the organism in Eukaryota, Metazoa, Chordata, Chondrichthyes, Rajiformes, Rajidae.
GAUUGGCGACUGUCCUCCCGGUGGUAAGUAAUAGAAACGAAGGAAAUGAGUGAGUGACUGUGCCGAGCCGCGUAUAAUGCAUUUUCGUCCGGAUUCUGCAACAAUGAGAACAACAGUCGCUGCGAUCGUGAUCUUUGCUGCUUUGACAGCUUACUAUGUAUACAUCCCACUUCCGAACACGGUCUCCGAACCCUGGAAACUGAUGCUGCUGGAUGCAACGUUCAGAGGAGUACAGGAUAUGUGUCAUCUCGUGCAGCAGCUUGGCCUUGGCCACCACCUGAAGGCGCUGAAUUUUGUCAUCACUGCAUUUGAUAUGCUUGCCCCGCAAUCAAGUGAAAUUGUGAAGGUGACGGACACGACAUUCGACGGAGUACAAGUCAGAGUGUUUGAACCCAAGAGGAAGCUGAGUCGUGAACUAAGACGAAGCAUUAUUUACAUACACGGUGGAGGCUGGGCUUUGGGAAGUGCAAGAAUGCGAUCCUAUGACCACCUUUGUCGGAAGAUGACAAAUGUAAUGAAUGCUGUUCUUGUCUCUAUUGAAUACCGCCUUGUCCCAGAGGCUCAUUUUCCUGAGCAGAUUAAUGAUGUUUACAGUGCUACUAGAUAUUUUCUGCAGCCAGAGAUCUUGUCACAGUAUUCAGUGGAUCCAAAUCGAAUUGCAGUUUCCGGAGACAGUGCUGGAGGAAAUCUGGCAGCUGCCGUAUGCCAGCAGCUUGUCCAGGACAGGACUGUCACUACCCAACUCAAGCUUCAAGCUCUUAUAUAUCCAGUACUUCAGGCUUUUGACUUCAAUACGCCUUCAUAUCAACGAAACACGGCUACACCCAUCUUGUACAAACAGGUCAUGGCCCGAUUUUGGUUGGAGUAUCUAAAUGGUGACCCAAGCUUUGUCCAGGCAAUGUUAGUCAACAAUCAUACAGCUUCAGACCAAAGUCAACUGACCUCCAUUCGAGAUCGAUUAAAUUGGACAACACUUUUACCACUGUCAUUCAGAAAGAACUUCAAACCUGUUGUUCAGAUAAUGGGAAGUCCACAAGUGAUCAAGGAAUUGCCAGCUUUGCUAGACUCAAGAGCAGCCCCACUAAUUGCAGAUAAAAAGAUUCUGCAGUUGUUACCAAGGGCUUACAUCCUGACCUGUGAGCUUGAUAUUCUAAGAGAUGACGGAAUAAUGUAUGCCAAGCGGUUAGAGGAUGCUGGAAUAGAAGUGACUUUAGAUCACUAUGAAGAUGGAUUUCAUGGUGCCAUGAUAUUUGCACUGCCCCCUACCAAUUUUGAUGUGGGAAACAAGAUCAUGAAUAACUAUAUAAACUGGCUGGACAAAAAUUUGUGAAUAUUUGGUCAGAAGUUGAGAAAUUGCAGUCAAAAGUAUUACUGCAAGUUCUUUUCAAAAUGACCUUCUUAUCUGUGCAAUGCAACUAUCCAAUGCAAAGUUUUGUCAAAGGAAGUUGAGACUGCCUUGUUAGGCUUGAUCUGUGUGUAAGGUGUAUUCUUUAUAAUGAAGCAAAUUGAUAUCAGGAAUAUGCAUAAUUUGGGAAGAAGUGGCUUUGAAAACCUUCGGCAAGGUUUUGAUCCGGGCUGAAAAAGUGGUCCUGUUUGGCAUCUUAUUACUUUUACACUAAACGUGUUUGUUUGGAAAUUAUCAUUAGGUCAACAAUAUUGUGUGAUAAUUGCAUCACUGGACAGGAAUUGCCUUUUGAUAAACCUAAUUGAGGGUCAAUUACAUACAUAUUGAUCACCAUCAUCCUAAGGGAUGGAAGGCCCACAGACAUAUUCUCCAAAUUUGAGAAAAACUAUUAUCAAAGAUGUGAAUUAUUGGUAGUUUAUAAGAAAACGUGCGUUUAAUAUAAUCAGAAACUUAGGAACAUUGCUUCAAUUUUUCUUAGCAUUUCUCUUCAAUCAGAAUUGACCUAAUACUUUUGUAUUAAGGAUUUUUCUUGACAAAUAUGAAAAUAUAUUUAUGUCAAUGACCUGAAAUGUUAUGGCUAGUGAUGUGGUACAAAUUAAUCUUGCGUGGCCUUGUCUGAAUAGAAAACACAACCAAAUGUCGUUUGCAUAUGCUUCAGACUGCAGUACAACUCCCACAAGAACAGUUUGAAUGGAAUUAAAGAACUAUUAAGUUCCAAAUUGAAAAAUAAAGCAUUGUCCCAAUUUCUACUAACUAGAUACCUACAGGAAAUUUAAAAAAAUCUUCCAUAAGGGCAUAGGCAAUAGGAACAGUUGUCCACUGACUAAUAUCAUAACUCAUUCUCUGCCUCAGAUUCAUCUUCCAUUAUUAUUCUAACGCAUAGAUCCCUGCCUAUUUACAUUUUCAACAUAACUUUUUUUAAAUCCUAAUCCUAAAUAACCAGACUGUUACUUCUAGAUAGGGCAAACAUCUCCCUAUCCCAUUCAGAAAUCUAAAUGUUCAUUAGGAUUACACUUGUUCCUUUACAUAAAGAGAAUAUAGACCUAAUCUACUCAGUACCCUCCACCUGGAAAUCAAUCUGGUGAACUUUCAUAGCACAUUCACUAAGGUAACACAGUGACUCUUCCGUUAGAAACCAAAAUAAUAUUCUAUAAUUGUCUUCUAACCAAAUUAAUGCCUUGUGUCCUAGACUCGUUUGAUCUCAGCCAGGCUGUAGGUAAAACUGCCUCAUUGCCUCAGUGUGUUACUCACUCCUUGAGUGAUACAAAACUAGACUUCAGUCCACAUUACACCAAUAUGCCUUCAGUUUCUCACAUUUGUAGGACAUGCACAUGGGACUGGAGAGGAGUUGGAGAAUUUAAAGAUAAUUAUUUUUUUUAAGAUUCAAAAACUAAUCUCACAAUUCACAAAAUUAAUUUGGUGCACCAAGGCACUCAACUUGAUUGUGGACUAAUUAUAAACUGAAAUUAAGUUGUGAAAUACCUAUGGUACAUUUUGUAAAUUGAAAGGAUAGCCAACUCAAUUAUUCUUUUCCAUUUCCAUUUGUGUGUAAUUCCGCAAAACAAAUUUAUAUUUAACUUAACCAGAAGACAAAUCAUUAUUCCUUCAUAUUAACCAGUUUGUAGAUUACACCUUAGAACUCAUUUUAGACAAUUAAUUUGCAAAUUGUACCUGGAAUAAUCAUAACCCUUGUUGCAAUUAUUUUUAUUGAACAGGUCUAAUCUGAUUGCUGAUUGAAGAUUAACAAUGUAACCUACCGCCUAAAGACGCCUGUGAUUAACUUGUUUUAGGUUAACACUGUUUAAAAAUAGCGUGAACAUUUAAACAUUACCCAAUCAAUACGAUCUCUCAUCUCCUGACGUGAUGGCUCAGUAUCGGGUGGGGUUUCUAAUGCUCUCCUGAUAACGUAAACGUUGUUUUUCAUGUGAUCCCAGACUCUGGCUAUUCUGGAAUUGCCAAACUUGAUCUUUUCCUCACCAGUUGCCUGAAUGGAUUCAGGAGUUUUUUGACAUGAUCAGGAGUGAAAAUUCUACAUCCUGUUUUUGAUAGAGAUUCUGAUGUGCAAUCCUGAACUGAGUACCUCACUGGGCAAAUAGUGGCUGUUAAAAAAAGAGAAUUAUCUUAAAAACUAAUGGAAACAAACAGAUAUUAUUGCUUUAAUAUUUAGGCUUCCUGUAAAAUAGCUAUUGCUGUAGUUAUGCACUGAAGUCAGCUAACACUUAUUCCAUGGAUAGACACAAAAAGCUGGAGUAACUCAGGGAGACAGGCAGCAUCUCUGGAGAGAAGGAAUGGGUGACGUUUCGGGUGGAGACCCUUCUUCAGACCGUUCCUACUCUCCAGAGAUGUUGCCUGUCCUGCUGAGUUACUCCAGCUUUUUGUGUCUAUCUUCGGUUUAAACCAGCAUCUGCAGUUCCUUCUAACACUUAUUCCUUAUUUUUUUAUACUUCCUUGUUAAGGUGCAUUUAGCUUUAGUUUAGAUUUGGAGAACAUAGCGUUGUUAACAUCAGUAAUCAUUAAUUGACCAGUCAAGUAAGUGGCAAUAAUGUCAAAAUUUAUGAUCAAAAAUAAAGUCAGAUUGAUGUGGAGGAUCAAAAAUGUUAGCCUGAACAAUUUCUAUUUUUAAUUAUUUUUCAACAAUAUUCAUUCCUCUCUAUAUGUACUAAUUUAUUGUCAACUUGGAUGUGUUGUUUACGUGUAGCCAGUGCCUCUGAUGAUAAUACUCAGAAUCAUGGAGCUUGCAUGGAGCAAUGAAAUUCAAUAUAUUAUUUUGAUGUAAUGACCAAAAAAUAUAUAAUUGUUUGAUAUGUACAUAGGAAGUUGAUGGGGUGAGGAAGAAGGGAAUCACUAUCAAAUCUUAGAUAGAAAGUAAAUGGAAAAUAAAAGUACAAUUGUAAUUUGCCAGAACUGUGUGAAAAUAACAUUCAAAAUUUGGCACAUCACUAACUUUUUAAAUCAAUUGGAACCUGACGUACUACAGAAAUGGCAAACUAUAAUUUUGUAAUGACAUUUGCAGUUAAUUCAAGAGCUGAUGUUAACGUCAGGUGAAUGUUUUUCCUUUACCUGAGAAAUCUAGUCCAAAUGGUGGAUAUUCAUCAAAAGUAAAAAUAUUUAAUUUAUAAGUUUCUUGUGGGGAAAAAAGAAGCGAUUAAAUAAUUUGUGCUGUAUUGACUUGAGAAUAGUGAGACAGCUCCUUCUUUCAAAAUAAAUGGAUCAGAUAAAUCAGCAAAUGCACCAUUCAAGUUUUUUAGACUAUGCAUAAAAAUGAUUGUUUAAGAAAAGGGCAUUCAUAAUGUUUUAAUUUAUAAAAUCAAUGGCAGGUCAACUUAUUGACCGUUAGGGGGAAUAUGGCUAGAUAAUAGAUAAAAUGCAAUGCACUCUUCCCCCCUCCAUGAUUAAACGCUUUUCUAUUUGACUUUGGACAUAACCUCUGUGUUAUUGUAUUACAAUCUUAACAUUUCAUUUUUGUUCCACUGCAAUAUGGAUAUAUACAAUGUGAGUGCACUUUAAAGUAUGCUAGGGAAAUAAAAAAUAAUCUUGAUGGAAAAAAAAG